AAUUGCCUCUGAAAGGUUUCUGUAAAUCUGGGCUUUUGUUAAAGGUCUGCAAAGCGAGAUCCUUAAGGGUUUUUUUUUUUCUUUUUGUCUUGUAAAUCUGACAAUGUGACUGAUUAAAAAGCAGAUUGUUUACCUCAUUUGGGGAUGAUGUCAUAGCUGAAGGUUCCUAUUCGCUGCAGCUCUUGAAGAGUACAAUUCCUGUCCCAGCUGGAGCACAGUGACCUCCUUUCUUCUACACAAGCAGGCAGGCUUGUCCAGCCCCUGCCGAUCCGCCUUAAAAGAAGAGUAGAGCACAAAGCCUGUAGACGCAAGUUGUUCUUUACUGUGCGUAGAUUCCCCUCCCCCUUUCCUUCCAACUUUAGAUAGAGUUGACCCAACUGGCAUUACAGUUAACUAUUACCUUUGUAAUUGCUUGAGGAUUCAAGCAAUGCUUUUUGCAAUGAACUACGUGGAGUGAACCGGGUGACUUUUUUUUUUCUUGAGCUGGCUCAUCCUGUGCUUUUUUUAAUUUUAUUUAUUUAUUUAUUUAUUUAUUUUACUAGCAAAGGUGGCAGGUGAUUGGGCAGAGCCUCUAUGACAUAUAGCUGUGGAGUCAGGAAACUCUACUGCAAAGAGGCAACUCUACAUAAUCGCUUCAUUUGAGUUUGCUGCACUAAAAGAGUAGAAUGCUUCACAGCUGACACAGUGUUGUAAUGCAUGUUUUGAUGCUCAAAGCCUUUUCCACAAUGCUGUGCACUCAGACUUACAUCAAAUGCAGAGAUAACCAAAAUACACACGUCUGCUUAGCUCCAUUUUCACUGGUAAUCAAAGUGUACAAUGAAGAUGACACAAGUCGAGCACUGGAAGUACCCAGCGAUAUUACAGCACGGGACGUCUGCCAGUUGUUCAUACUAAAGAACCAUUGCAUCGAUGACCAUAGCUGGACACUUUUUGAGCAUCGGGCCCUCAUAGGCAUUGAAAGAACCAUAGAAGACCAUGAGUCGAUUAUUGAAGUGCAAUCAAGCUGGGGAAUGGAAACAGACGACCGUUUGUAUUUUAGGAAAAAUUAUGCCAAAUAUGAAUUCUUUAAAAAGCCACUGGAUUUUUUUCCAGAGCAUAUGGUGUCUAUAUCAAGCGAAACCAAUGGACUUCUGAACCAUUCACAACUUGUACAGACAUUUCUAAAUGCCAGCUCUUGUCCUGAAAUCCAUGGCUUUCUGCAUGCUAAAGAGCAGGGAAAGAAGACAUGGAAAAACAUCUACUUUGUCUUGAGAAGAUCUGGGCUUUAUUUGUCUAAUAAGGGAACUUCAAAGGAACCCAGGCAUCUUCAAUUUGUUGCUGAAUUCAGUGACAGUGAUGUUUAUACAUUACUGGCAGGCAGGAAGAAGUACGGGGCACCAACAGACUACGGAUUCUGUAUUAAGCAUAACCAAUCAGGAGGAGCCAGAGGCCUGAAACUGCUCUGUGCAGACGAGGAGCAGAUUAGGACCUGCUGGGUGACAGCCAUUCGGCUUUUCAAGUAUGGGAUGCAGCUGUACCAAAAUUACAUUCAACCUUAUCAGAAGCAGAAAGCAUCACCAGUGAGGAGCAUUUCAGAAAACUCACUAGUGGCAAUGGACUUCUCAGGGCACAAGAGCAGGGUGAUAGAAAACCCUACAGAAGCGCUUUCUGUUGCUGUUGAGGAAGGACUUUCCUGGCGGAGGAAAAGCUGUCUACGACUCAAUCCACAUGGAGGUCCCUCUACUCAGAGUCCUACUUCAAAUUUAGUUAUUCACAGAACUCACCCCUGGUUUCAUCAUAAAAUUUCUAGAGAUGAAGCUCACAAAUUAAUUGCACAGCAAGGUCUUAUUGAUGGGGUGUUUCUUUUAAGGGACAGCCAAAGUAAUCCUAAAACGUUUGUUCUGUCAUUGUGUCAUGCCCAGAAAAUAAAGCACUUUCAGAUUGUACCUCUGGAGGAAGAUGGAGAGCUGUUCUUCACCCUGGAUGAUGGUCACACAAGAUUUACUGAUCUCAUCCAGCUUGUGGAGUUUUACCAGCUUAAUAAGGGAGUGUUGCCCUGCAAGCUAAAACAUCAUUGUGCUCGAAUUGCUCUUUAAUCAGGACAUGACAUUUCUUGCAUUCAUCAGAUGUUCUGAAAAGAACCACAGAAAACUAGUGAAAAAACAACUUCAUUGUAAGGUGGUUUUUAAAAUAAUUGUGAGUUCUGCACAAAAAAAAUAAAAUCAAAACCUCUGUUUAUCCAGAUGAGUCGGAUUUGAGAACAAAUUCUCAUUUACAACGUGCCUUGGACUAAGAAAACAUUAAUUUUAUUGCAGCCAAAUUAGCAAGAAGCUGCUGAUUCACUCUAUCUGAUUCAUAUUCAUAGAAACAUUGAUUUAUUUCUAAUCUUCAUAAAAGCAUUUAAGCAAAAGUACAGUAAGUAUGGCAUUAUAAAAAGCUGUUUGGGGAAAAAGUGUGCUCUCUUGUCAUUAAGAUAUUUUGUAAACUUUUGUCUUAUUUUUUGGUGGCACAGCAGGCAGCCUCAGGAUUACUGAUAAUGGUUAAACAUCAUUACAAAGCCCAUAUCAUAAACUUCUGUAUUACUAUUUUUAGUAAAGUUGUCUCCCCGUCAAGUAAAAUGAGGCAUACUUUUAGUUGUUUUAGAUCUUUUUUUUUUUUUUUUUUUCAAUGAAUUACCCCACAUUUAAACUGUCCAUUUUAUGUGUCUAUAUUUUCUACUCCAUAGUAAAUGUAUUGCCUUCAGUGGGAAUUCAGGCCCAUAAUAUCUACUGCUCUGAAAAAAAAAAGUAUAGUAAGUCUACCUAACAAUUGUUGCCACCUAUUUUCUACAGAAACAUGCUGGAAAAUGUUUAUUCUAAUGAACAGGUCAACCCAAAAAAGGAAGAACCAAAUCUACAUGUUAAAAAUAUCUAAACCUUUUUCUUUUAAAUGCAUUUAUUUUCUUUUUUAAAGAGCAGCAUGGUUUAUAUCUUUUUAUUGAAAGCACAGUGAUAUGCUAACAGAGAAUAGUUUGAUGAAAUGAUUAAUGAAUGUCAAGGACUGCAAUGUUUUUGUAUAAAUCAAAGUCAAUUUGCACUGUAUGUUUUCAGUUUGUUUUGAUUUUUGUUUUUAAAUCUAUUCAGGAUUGAGACGGUUACACAACUUUCUAAAAUGUUCUACAUUCAAGGAUUACAGUAUAAUCAUUGUAGAAGACAUGUUUGAUUUGUUAAUUGCACUGUAGUUGGAACACUGGUAUCGUUUAUAACUAGUUAUUCACGUUGACUGUCCAGACUGUCACAAUAUGCCAAGUAGUUCAAUGCUGUUUCGUUCUUUAAAUGUAUGGUCAUGCACCCAAUUGCUUACAUUUUCUAUAAAUGGACCUAAAUGACCUAAAGUGUAUUUAUAUGACAAUGUAGUAUAAUAAAUGUAUAUAUAAUUUAAUGUGUUAAAGAACCUGUUAUGACAUUUUUUCUAUGCCCCUCUUUUAUAUAUUUUAUCAGCUGAAUUUACUCCAAAAUAUGACAAUCCUUUUUUAAGGCAUCACCUUUAAAAAUAGUUCAAACACCUGCUACAAGUGAUAUUUUAUAGAAUAUUCUGUUUUUUACAUGGCCUACAAAAUGUUUAAAUUAGUUCCCCCCCAGUAGGGUAGAAUGGUGUGCUAACAGGGGAAGAACCUUGAUGGGCCAAAUGGCCGUUUCUCAUUCACAAGCUUUUCUUAUGUUUACAGGAUUGUAAAGAAUUCCCAGAUAAAAAAUAAAUAAAUAAAUUCUAUUGUCUAUUGAAAAUUUAUUUUUUUAGGUACAAUUUUGGUUUUGUUAUAAUGUUCUGCUAUUCUUCUUAAACUCCUGUGUAUACCAAUACACCACUUGUAUUAUGUAUGUGUUGCAUUAGUAAAAUGUUCUGUAGAGACACAGUGUGCGUGUGUGUGUGUAGAGAGAGAGAGAGAGUUAGUUCACUCUUUAGUUCUAAACAAUAGUAUAAUGUUUUAUUACAUUAAACAGAUGUGUGUUAUAUACCAGCUGUUUUAAGAGACAAUUGUACUAGAAUACAGAUUUUCAACACCAUUAAUGUUACAAUAUGAAAGUAAGAAGGGCACGAAUGAACAAAAUAACUUUCCUUUAAUGGCAAAUUACUAAUGUCUGAAAACUGGUCAUUUAAGUUUCAAGCACUGGGUGGCAGCAGUGUGCUAUUAACAGACUCUUCUCUUUCCUUGAAGUCUCCCUAUAAUUAUAUGUAUCGGCUUAUAGUCUUGGUACACGUUCGGAACAUGCCCUGCUAUUUUGACAGAUCUAAGUUAUUAAAACGUUCUGUACCAAUUAGUUCUAUGAAUUGCUGGGAUUGUUAUCAUUAAGCUGCAAGAUAAGACCCUGAGCUUGAUAAAUGAUUAAAAUGUUAUCAGCAUAAAUCAUUAAAUACGUAAAUGUAUUUCUUUAACACUAGAACUGCCACGGCAUUCAUUUUGACAGUUUUCACUUUUAAAAUUUAAAUUGCUGUGCGUGUGUGAAAAAUACGUGGUUGUCUGUUCUUGACUUUUCCUAAAUACAUGUAUUAAAUACCCUGAUAGGCAGGAUCACAAAAAUUAAAAAGUUAUAAUUAACCCCCUCUAUCUAAUACCGCCAGAGCAGUCAUUUUGACUGCCUUUUAUAAUGUUUUUAUUUUGAAUAUAACCUACAAUAUUAUAUUUUAUUUUUAUAUACAAGCCUGUUGUUAUCUCUACUAGACCUGGUAGCCAUCAAUUAUUUCGUUUUGUAUAAUGAAUGCACCGGGGAAAAUAUUAGUAGGAGAGAUUUCAUUUUGAAGCUAGCCACAGCGCUGCAGCAGAAACAGUUCGAUCAGAAAACUACAAAGCAGCAGCUCCACGUGGAUUCUGUGCUGCACCAAGUGACACGCAAGAGAAAACGUUACUUCACUUUUAAUUAAAAAACUACAGUACUUUCGUUGUUACAGUUUUAUAUGUACAUAUACCUGUUACACACUAGUUUCUUUUGGGGAAGCAGCGUGGAGUAGUGGUUAGAGCUCUGGACUCUUGACCAGACGGUCGUGGGUUCAAUCCCAGGUUGGGGACACUGCUGCUGUACCCUUGAGCAAGGUACUUUACCUAGAUUGCUCCAGUAAAAACCCAACUGUAUAAUGGGCAAUUGUAUGUAAAAAUAAUGUGUAAAAAAUUAUGUAAUUGUAUGUAAAAAUAAUGUGAUAUCUUGUAACAAUUGUAAGUCGCCCUGGAUAAGGAUGUCUGCUAAGAAAUAAAUAAAUAAUCUUUUGAAAUGUUUGUUUUAUUAUUUUUUUUAAGUUGUGCUUUAUAUGUGGCAAGUUAGGAAAUAAACCCUUUUAUGUUUAAUUGUUCAUUUAAAUACAGCGUUUUGGCUGUGCAGAUGUUUGAUAUGAUGUGCUUUAAUAAAACUUUUGAGUUGUAGCCAA
Molecule: messenger RNA, 5376 nt
Organism: Acipenser ruthenus (sterlet)
Lineage: Eukaryota; Metazoa; Chordata; Actinopteri; Acipenseriformes; Acipenseridae
Product: growth factor receptor-bound protein 14-like
Exons: 13
Coding region: 693-2075 (460 amino acids)
Biological process (GO): insulin receptor signaling pathway; negative regulation of insulin receptor signaling pathway
Cellular component (GO): plasma membrane; cytoplasm
Source: RefSeq, a predicted model, not a curated record